CUUACUUGAACGUUAAAAGUCGUGUCUUCGGCAGCUUUAUAUGCACAUAUAGAUAAAUAAAACUAGAGAAUAUGUAUAAGCAAUCUUGUCAAUCAACGAGAAAAAAAAUAAAACAAUUAGUGAACUGAAUCUUUUUCUCUCUCUGCAGGUCUACGGAGAUCUGGAGAGAGAGAAAGUGAGGUGUUUGCUUCUCAACUACGCCAUCGACCCAGCCAACAGAGACUCACUCGUCUCUUUUAAGCAAAGUAGAUCUCCAUAAAUGCUCUCAAUUAAAUAAUUGUCAUUUUGCAUGCGCGAUCUUCGUUCCCUAAUAAAUUCAAGGAAAUAUAGCAAACUUGCGAAAAAUCAGCAAUGAAGGAAUAUGUGUGUACUCUUACUCGGGUUGCGAAUAUCGAUUGAAUUGAUGAACAGAUGGACAACUUUCUCCAAAACCAGUUGCAAUCUUGCUCCGCUUCCCCAGUUUUCCCAACUCUUGUAUUUUACGCAGUUAUACUAUCAACUAUUUAUUUAACCCUGGCCAACUUUUCCGUAAAUUGUUUCACAUUCGAGACAACGGUGAAAGGAUUCUUCACUCUUUAACAGAUCGUGAAUAACCAUGCUUAAAAUGAGGUAUUAUGGUCAUCAUGGUACCGGAGGCCCUAGGCCAGCCAGCCAAAUUAUAACGGAAGUACCUGCAUCAAAUCGUCCCAAAGUGGAAAUCACUUUGGACGGUGCAAUAUGGCCGAUGCACAGCAAGAUCUCUGGUUGGAUUGAAUUGAAGAGAAAUGAGACGUAUUGCGGCUUGAUAGUUGAAAUGUUGGGCUAUUACGUGCAUGCCAACACCUCAUAUCCUAUCCUGCCAACAAGCAGUGGAUGCAAAAUGUGGCAACGAUUCUCCGGUUCCGGAGUGAAAGGUGACACCAUGACGUCUCGAGCGUCCUCGAAAUUUCCCUUCGAGCUAGUUCUACCACGAAAUGGUGUCCUGCCAGGAACUUUCAGAACAAAAUCUGGACAACAAGUGUACUACAUUCUUCGCGUUUCUGCCGAAAGAGGACCAAUCGUUAAUUCCCAGUUGGGAAGGAAGGCAAUUACUUAUGGUGGAAACUUUCACCUGAGGAACAUUGAACCAUCCGUGGUCAGAAAGGAAAUAUCGUUACCUGAGCUAAAAUUGGUUUUGGAGAUUCCAAAACGUCAAUAUCUUGUCUAUGAAUGCAUUCCCUUCGUCGUGAAUUACGAAGGAGAAAGUAGCUCCGUGAAGCGUAUUAAAGUAUCGUUGAUAAGAAGCAUCUCACACAAUGGUCAAGAAUCGGACCAAGCGAGUGUCAAGGAAUCAACUGAAUCAGAGACCAUGGAUUGCAUCACUUUUCGAAGGUUCCUUAAAAGAGAAAGGUUCUCUCGAAGUGGAAGCCUGUCUGUGGAUAAGGAUGCCCUCCCGAGCCCAACAUUCAUGUCGAGAGAGAAUAAGAACUUGAGGAUUCGUUAUGCUGUCAAGAUUAAAGUAACUAUAAACGGACAGAGUGAAGAAAUCAGGCAAAUCGAGGUGGUUUUUGGAACAGAGAUGCUGAACCCCACGGAUGAUGGGGACACACCACCGUCACCCCCUCCCCCAUUGGAUUUGGAUUUUCCGUCACGUUUUCCACCAUCAUAUUCUCAACUGCCGUCCAAGGUUGGGUCUGUGGUAUCAUUGGAGACAUUGCCGCCACACUACGAAGACUUGUACUAAAUUGUUGGACUUGGGCCAUAAAUAGAUAUAUAUUUACUUAUCUGUGUGUAAUAAUUUAAUAUAUUCACAUAUUAAACAAAGUUUCAUGUAAAUUCA
Molecule: messenger RNA, 1798 nt
Organism: Folsomia candida
Lineage: Eukaryota; Metazoa; Arthropoda; Collembola; Entomobryomorpha; Isotomidae
Exons: 6
Coding region: 596-1702 (368 amino acids)
Biological process (GO): protein transport
Cellular component (GO): cytoplasm
Source: RefSeq, a predicted model, not a curated record